CUUACUACCACCAGCAGCACCUCAGUGGCCGCCGACCUCCGUCCCUGAUCGCGUUCGCUCCCCCGGUCCUGCUCCCUGCCCGCCCGCUCCGGCCCUGUGCGCCAUGGCUGAGGUAGAUCCGUUCGGUGCGGCCGCCGCCCCGGCCCCUGCCCCAGGAGGUCCCGCAGUGGGUAACGGGGUGGCGAGCGGCGGCAGCAGCGAGGAAGAUCCGGCCGCGGCCUUCCUAGCCCAGCAGGAGAGCGAGAUCGCGGGCAUCGAGAACGACGAGGGCUUCAGCAUCCUUGACAGCGGCAGUGUGCCCGCCUCCCUGCAAGGGGAGCCCCCCGGGGGCCCGGAUGCUAUUGAUGGAGUGAUGAAUGGAGAAUAUUACCAGGAGAGUAAUGGUCCAACUGAUAGUUACGCAGCCAUUUCACAAGUGGAUCGAUUACAGUCAGAACCAGAGAGCAUCCGUAAAUGGAGAGAAGAACAAAUGAAACGUCUGGAAAUCCUUGAUGCUAAUUCUCAGAAGCAGGAAGCAGAAUGGAAAGAAAAAGCAAUAAAAGAGUUGGAAGAAUGGUAUGCAAGGCAAGAUGAACAGCUACAAAAAACAAAAGUAAAUAACAGGGCAGCUGAAGAAGCUUUUGUAAAUGAUGUUGAAGAGACUUCUCCUGGCACCGAGUGGGAACGUGUAGCUCGGCUGUGUGACUUUAACCCCAAGUCUAGCAAGCAGGCCAAGGACGUGUCCCGCAUGCGCUCAGUUCUCAUCUCCCUCAAGCAGGCCCCCCUGGUUCACUGAAGGGAAGCCCAGUGAAAACACUACGAUUGCAGUAUCUUAAUCUUCCUCAGCGAAGCUGUUCACAGUCAUUGGAUUAAUUAUGUUGGGUUCUUUUGGACCAAACCUCUUGUCUUUAGAGUUGAUCAUUGUUUGUGAUUGCAUGUUUUCUUCAACUGUUUUCUCCCUGCCAUUCAGAGUGGGAGGGAAGUGAGACCCUCCAGGACAAUAGCCUCUUGUGCUUUUGUGCAUUGUCAUUUUCAACUGUACUGAUAAUAAAAUUCUCUUUCAAAUAGCA
Messenger RNA from Vombatus ursinus (common wombat), 1049 nucleotides. RefSeq names its product clathrin light chain A (gene CLTA). NCBI's taxonomy places the organism in Eukaryota, Metazoa, Chordata, Mammalia, Diprotodontia, Vombatidae. Gene Ontology annotation, molecular function: structural molecule activity; clathrin heavy chain binding. The transcript is spliced from 5 exons. Gene Ontology annotation, biological process: intracellular protein transport; clathrin coat assembly; clathrin-dependent endocytosis. The coding region runs from base 104 to 775 and encodes 223 amino acids. The record is from RefSeq and is a predicted model, not a curated record. Gene Ontology annotation, cellular component: clathrin coat of trans-Golgi network vesicle; plasma membrane; synaptic vesicle membrane.